UAAUUUCCCCCCGGGGAUCAACAAAGUAUCUCUGAUUCUGAUAUUUAUUUCCUUGCAGGAGAGAGGGAAGUUCGUCCCAAAUUGGCUGCUGUAUUGAUACCGUCCACCUUAAAGAAGGGUGCUUCAUUGAGCUGUGAGUGUGACUACAAACGGAGUGCACUCCACCACGGAGUGGAAGGGUGUAGCUGCCGGAUUGGAAUGGGCCGUAUCUGUCGUCCAUCGUUCACUCACGUGGUACCCCGCCCGUCACGUCACGCCACAACGUGUUGUCUAAAAGGCUGUAAAACCUGUGCGACAAGACAGUGAGCAGUGUACCUGUGUGGAUGUUUGCUCGCAAGUUUUUGGAGAGAGGGAAGUUCGUCCCAAAUUGGCUGCUGUAUUGAUACCCUCCACCUUAAAGAAGGGUGCUUCAUUGAGCUGUGAGUGUGACUACAAACGGAGUGCACUCCACCACGGAGUGGAAGGGUGUAGCUGCCGGAUUGGAAUUGGGCCGUAUCUGUCGUCCGUCGUUCACUCACCGUGGUACCCCGCCCGUCAAGUCACGCCACAACUUGUCUUCUAAAAGGCUGUAAAACCUCUCCGACAAGACAGUGAGCGGUGUACCUGUGUGGAUGUUAGUUCGCAAGUUAUUGGUAAGAUACUACAUCACCUUCCUUUCAGCGUCAUUAAAACUCAGCAGGAAAAAUGAAAAAUGGAGCCUACCAAUGAUCAACCCUUGAAGAUCAAAAAUAAUGGACCAAUGGACAAAGUUAUCAAGGAAGAAGCAGACAACCAGAAUGAGGAAAUCAGUCAAGCUUCAACCUCAGGGAGUACACCACCUCUUGCCCAAAGUCAGCAGGGAUCGGCUCACAUGCCUCACAACCCUGUGUAUAAACAGGAAGAAGCAGACAACCAGAAUGGGGAAAGCAGUCAGGCUUCAACCUCAGGGAGUACACCACCUCUUGCCCAAGGUCAGCAGGGAUCGGCUCACGUCCCUCGCGACCCUGUGGAUAAACAGGAAGAAGCAGACAACCAGAAUGGGGAAAGCAGUCAAGCUUCAACCUCAGGGAGUACAACACCUCUUGCCCAAAGUCAGCAGGGAUCGGCUCACGUCCCUCGCGACCCUGUGGAUAAACAGGUGGAGGAGCCACAUGCAACCCAUUCUUUCGAGUGGAGCUGGGGUGACAUUAAACCCACAACUUGUACCUGCAAGAAAGCAGGAACUGUUGAGAACUUGCUGAAGAGAAGUCCACAGUUUAACAAAAUUGCAAAAAAGAACAAUAACAAAGAGCUUGUUAUUUUAAGAGAUGGGAGAGCUAUCAGUUCACACUUUCCAUGCUGCUUAAUUAAAAAUGAACUUCUGUCUAUCAAGUAUGUUGAAGCUGUUGACAAGCCGAAGCAACCGGAAAGCCAAAGAAAGGGGCCCUCUGGUGACCUUGUGACGUUUCAUUUACUGACAAGGGGAGGUAAAAAAGUAGUGAAAAUCAUGAGAAACCCAGCUCUAAAAGAUUUCCAGGAAAUGACUGUUUAUGCAUACAAAGACGAAAAAGUGGAGCAAGCUCUGAGAGGAGAUGGUCGUUUACAGAAUACCGUAUUCAAAAAGGACUGUGCUCUCUCUCACAAGAUCACUGAAAGCACCACUGAAAUGUCCAGUCUCGUUGAUGAUCUUGAUGGUAAAACUUUCAAGAUCAUACUGCUCGAUAAGUCUAGUCCACCAGCAAGUCAGCCUGGCAGUCUUGAUGAUGCUUACAUGGUGCAAACUGGAUCUCAGAGGUCUGUCUCUGAUGAAAACCAAGAUCCUCAACAGCAGUCUAGCACAACUGAGUCAGUGGAUGAAAACACACCAAAAAAGAAUACAAAGCCAGAUGGUAAUAAGGCACCAGAAAAGAUGUCAUGUGAAAUACCUAAUUCCAAGACGAUGCAGAAUCGCCUAGUUUCAGAGAUUCGAGCUUUGGUGAAAGUAAUGAAAGUUCAGCAAGGAUCUAAGCGUAUUAGUAUCCAGAAUCUCUUCCGUGUAGAUUACGGGAAGAACGCUCAGACAUGCAGGGAAGUGAAAACAAUGAAAGAACUGAUGAAACUCAGUGACUCUGUUUGCCAGGUGAGAAUAAAAGGCAAAGCAAAAGGAAGUGGGUUUCUCCUGUUUGACAAGUUUGUCCUCACAAAUGGCCAUGUAGUUAGAGGCAUUUUUAAUGAGAGUACAGGGAAGCCUUAUAAGAGGGUCACAGUCCAUUUCUCUUUUGAAAGUCUCGGCCAGAUGGAGUCAGGAGCAGCGGUGAAAGAGGUGAAAGAGGUUGCUGGAUUUGAACUCUGUGAUGAUGAGUCAGGGCACAAGCAUGACUGGGCUUUGUUGAGUCUCGGUGAUGAUCAGACAUUGCCUGAUGUUCUGUUAACACGCUUCGGAUUCCUUCCCCAAAUUGGAGCAAUUUGCAUUAUUGGGCAUCCUGAUGGUGGUGUGAAAAAGAUAGAUCCAUGCUUGAUUAUUCCGACUGAAAACCGGAUCCAGGUUGUGGAGAAGCGUCGCGGUGAAAAUCCAGAGGGCGUUGAGCCGUUCAACCCUUAUUACAGAGAAAAUCUAGAGACCAUUCAGUUGAUUACUGACCGUUUCUUCGACGAUGCGAGUAAUGAUAAAAGUAACAGACAGGCUCUAUCUUAUGAGUCUUGUUUUUAUUUUGGCUCAUCUGGCUCUCCUGUCUUUGAUGAGCACUGCAAUGUUGUUGCAAUGCAUUCAGGCGGAUAUGCCUACAGCAAUGCAAGGGGUGAAACCCAGAGUGUCAUAGAGUAUGGCUAUCCAUUGUCCAUCAUUACUGAGCACAUCAUUGUCCAAAUGGUGAAAAGAGAAAAGUUUGAUGUGUUGAAGAAAUACCUGGCUUGCAGUUAUGAACAUCACCGAGACAUGAUGACCAAUGUGAAGAAACUGGUUGAGAGCAGAAAUCUCCUAGCAUUUAAAAAUGCAGCAAACAAUUCAGUGGUCACAAAUGAUGAGAGUUUGAAGGCAUUCUUUGACUUCAUCUCUCAGAGAGAGGAACAGGUCCCAAUGGACUGUGAUUGAGCUACACAGAUAGUUACAAAGCUAACUGCUGACAAAAGAUGCAGUGCGAGUAGUUUCAGCAGUGAGCAACAAAGACUGUCAUGUCUGAUUUUAUACAUCAGGAUACUUUUGUUGUUAAGCACUUAAGGAGUGCAGGGAUUGGGGAUAAGAGCUCAUACAAAACUUGGUUUAUUCAUAGUUUUAAGUAACCAUAAUCAGUUUUAGGAUAAAGGAAACUAUGGUUUCUCCAUUGUCAUUUUAGUCACGUUUGUAUCUCUAAGUGCUUGUUUUUCUCUAUACUGUAUUUUGUAUAUUUUUUGUUCAGCAACUGUCAAAUCACUGUUCUGUUCUGAAAGCUAAAUAAUAUUUGUGUAUUUUUAUUCUGUGCGUGCUCAUAGAAAAUAUGACUGGACUGUUCACCAUUGCACUGUUAGAUUUGAAGAACCAAAGAGAAUCUGGUUGGAUUUCUAGAAAUAUUAUCGUCAGAUAUUAGCUUAUCAAAGAUUUAUAGGUGUUGGGGUAUACAUAUGUCGUCACAUAAGAAAUAAGAGAUUGCAGUACAGUAUGUUUGGGGCAAUUUAGAAACAGUGUUCAGAAACAUUGAGUACUUUAUCUAUCAGAGAGAACCGACUGUACACUGUCUGGUUCAGUGCAUGUCUUGGUCCCUUUUUUGUAUGCAGAAAUGUUUAAUGUUUUUUUUUUUUAAAAUGAUAUCAGAUUUUUUAAAACUUCAACAUAUCGAUAUCAGCUUGAAAGAUAAAUUAUCAGUCGGAUUCUACUUUGUACCUUUUUAUCUUCUGUCUUUAAGCUGUUUUUAAGAAAAUCUUUAAGAUUUUGAUUUUAGCUUAUUUGUUUAAGAAAUAUAUUACAUUUAACAGAAAUUGUACAAUAUCGUAUACUCUGUCAUGCUGUCAUUGUGUUGCUACCACUGUCUUGGGAAUGUCUCUUGUAAAUGAGAAUUUCAAAGGUAUCUUAUCUUGUUAAAUUACGUCACAUUAAAAAAAAAAAGUACUAAUGAUGAUUUUUUGAUAUUCAAUAAAGGGAUUUCUUUCAUA
Messenger RNA from Sebastes umbrosus (honeycomb rockfish), 4062 nucleotides. RefSeq names its product protein FAM111A-like. NCBI's taxonomy places the organism in Eukaryota, Metazoa, Chordata, Actinopteri, Perciformes, Sebastidae. The coding region runs from base 692 to 3028 and encodes 778 amino acids. The record is from RefSeq and is a predicted model, not a curated record. The transcript is spliced from 7 exons.